CUCGCUUCCCAUCACUUCAAUUGCUCCGCUCGCUAGAUCCGCUUAUAAACUUCGCCGGCGCGCUACAAGUCCUACCAACUUUGCGACAAACGACGACAACGACAUACCUACCAACACAAAGGGCCAUGCCGACCUCUCGGUCAACGCAAGACGGCAGUGGCAAACCGCCAUUGCCGUCUUUCACAUUUCCGCUUCCGCCUCCAGAUGAUGGCCUGGGAAAACUUCUGGACGACGAUGUUGGCAUCUACAGUGACGUGACAAUGCCUCCCGAGCCCAUUCAAGACAACAACUUGGCACAGGAGCCAACGCUACCGUCUGAUGCUUCCAAAAUUCACUGGGAUUCAGAAAAUUCAACAGAGACGAAUUUUCAACUCGUGGAAACCAUUGGCACUCCGUUACGGCGCACAUUAUCCGCAGAUGAUGCGCUCACCCAACAUGCUUCGCUCGUCGAGGCAUUGAACGCAUUGGAUUUACAUAAUCAAGCCACGAUGCGCCCUUCACGAUCACUCUCCCAAUCCGGCCCUGUGACCGGGACUGUUCAAUGGCUCAAAGAGACGGAUGUACCGAAGAUUCCUCUGCACGAUUUGCCAGGACCCAGUAAACCAGCCAUCGUUCCAGGUGGGCAGACACAACCUUCACCACCCAUACAGGCCGACAUAUCAAGAGCCUCCCAACCAGAAACUCAGGACACGGACCGACCUCCGCCAUCGCCAUCAUCAUCAUCGGCCGCCAUCCUCCAACACGCACAAUCCCUCACGCCCGUCCCACGCUUCCACUUCCUCCUCCACCACACGGAACGACUCUGCCAACUCCACACCCACGCCACGAUCCCCUCCAACAUCUUCAACCGAGAGUCCCUCCCGCCAUCCCAAUCCCCGCCGGACCUGACACCAACACGCUUUGCGAGCAGUCUCUCUGCCGCGCAGGACGCAUCCCACACCGCCCAGCCCGCCGGACCCGCAUACGACGACCUCAGGGUAUUCAGUGCACUCUGGCAGACCACCAUCGCGCUCCUCGACAACAUCCUGUCAGCUCAUGCGGUGUUGUCCCUGGAGGCUUUCGGCUGGGGCGUCUACGGUCUGUCAUCCGGGCUCAUCGAAACGGACGCCCUGGUGCUAAACCACAAGGCAAGGCUGCAUACGGCUUUGAGCAGCUUGCCGUAUCUGACUGGGCGGAAGAGGGCCCGGAAAGAUGACAGCGGAGUUAUGGUGGGGUACCUCAAGGACUCCAUGGUUGUGAGGCUGUCGGAGGAUGGGAGGGUUCACAGUCUGACGAGCGCGAGGAGGAGCGUGCAUGUUUGUGCGUGGUUGCUCGUGCAGGGGAUGCGGAAAGAGGGCUGGGAUGGCGUGAGAUGGGGCCAUGGAGUGAGGGUGUGUGAGGGGUGGAUGAAGCUGCUCGGGUGGGAGGACGAAAAGCCGGACGAUCCGUUUAUGCGGGAUGAUGGGAUUGAGGAAGAGCCCAGGCAAGAGAUUGAGACUAGUCCCGAACGUGCUCGCAGUCACAGACGAUCAUUUAGCUUGAUGUGAGAGAGAAAGUCUACAGGCAAGUCGAUAUAUACACACGAGAAUAGCGUGCAUGAUUGCAUAGCGGGAAGAAAUUGCAAACACUCAAGGAUGCAAGAGUAUACCAAGAUUAGAUACCAAGGGUUGCAUAACGACUGCGAUUCCAUAUUUUCCUUUUUAGAUUACCAUGGCGGAAGGUAUAUAGACUGGGCCAGGCGUUCGUCUGAUAUCUCUAAUAUUACGACAACUUUCCCUUCUUGUCCCUCAAU
Aaosphaeria arxii CBS 175.79 is the source of this 1771-nucleotide messenger RNA. RefSeq lists its product as uncharacterized. Lineage: Eukaryota; Fungi; Ascomycota; Dothideomycetes; Pleosporales. The transcript has a single exon. The record is from RefSeq and is a predicted model, not a curated record. Bases 126 to 1526 code for a protein of 466 amino acids.